Messenger RNA from Chenopodium quinoa (quinoa), 876 nucleotides. RefSeq names its product 60S ribosomal export protein NMD3-like. Gene Ontology annotation, cellular component: nucleus; cytoplasm. Bases 1 to 876 code for a protein of 291 amino acids. The record is from RefSeq and is a predicted model, not a curated record. The transcript has a single exon. Lineage: Eukaryota; Viridiplantae; Streptophyta; Magnoliopsida; Caryophyllales; Amaranthaceae. Gene Ontology annotation, molecular function: ribosomal large subunit binding. Gene Ontology annotation, biological process: ribosomal large subunit export from nucleus.
AUGAAGCUUGCAAAUCAAGGAGUGGAUUUCUUAUUUGUUAAUAGAAAAGAUGCCGAGAAUUUGUACAACUUCCUCGUUACUCAAACACCUAUUAUGCCUGAUCAAUUUCGCAAGAAAUUUAUGAAGUCCUCUGAUCCUAACAGAAAUAAUCAUACCGAGAUUUGGUACAUCUCAGCUGUGAUCUGCCCUAUUUACCAGUAUGAUCUUAUACAUCUCCCUCGAAGUCUCAUUGCUUCACAUCAUGUUGGAACUUUAGUUAUUUGUAUAUCUUCCUAUAAUUUUAUUGGAGUUCUAGAUCCCUUAACAUUGACUUAUUGUCAGAUACGUGUCAAAGAUUAUUGGAAGGAACCUUUUGAGCCUCUAAAGACUAGUAGUGAACUGGUGGAGUAUAAAGUGUUAGAUAUGGAGAUCGUUUCGAGAGGACAGUUAUAUUCUUUAGCAAAUGUACAAGUUGCACGGGUCUCAGUUAUUGGUAAGAAUGGUACAGAAUCUUUGGUUAAAACUCAUCUUGGUAAUGUUUUGAAGCCUGGGGAUUAUGUUCUUGGUUACGAAUUGUGCAGUACGAAUUAUUCUGCUGAUGUUGAAAUGGAGAAUUGUGUGGAUAUAGUGCCAAAUGUUGUUCUGAUUAAGAAGAAAAAUGCAGCAGCAAAGCUGCAUAUUAAGGUUACUAGGCAGAAGGCAAGUCCAGAAUAUCAACAGUUCUUGGGAGAUUUAGAGAAGAAUCCAGAAGCGAUGUUCAAUUUGUCAUUGAAUGACAGAGAAGGUGAAAAUCAAACCUCGGAAAUGGUAUCCAUGAAGCCAGAUAAUUCAGAACUUGAAUUGGAAGAAUUGCUUGCUGAUCUUGAUUUGAGUGAUCAAGAAGCUAAAAAUCUCUAA